AUGUCUCCUCGUAGAUCAGCACGUAUUGCUGCAAAGGAAAUAUCUAAUACGAAAUCUUACAAAGAAGAUAGUGAAAGUGAUGACCAGAUAACAGAUACUGUCAGUAAAAUUACUAAUAAAAGAAGAAAAAAAAAAGAAGUAAUCGAUAAAUCUACUGAUAUUACCUCCAAAGGAAAAAAAUCAAAGAAAAAUGCAUCUAUCGAGGUUAUAAUCGAUAAUGAAACAUCAAACAUAAGUCAAGAGUUUUCAGCUAAGACUAAAGAAACAUCAAAUACAAAAAAAGAUUCUUCGAUCGAGAAUUUUAAUAACGAAUUAAAUAUUAUUUCCAACUCAAAAUUUGUUGAUAAGGGAAAGUCAAAAGAAAUUGUUCACCACUCUGAUGGAAGUACGAGCGUUUUUGAAGCUAUAGAUACCGAAUGGUUACAACUUAAUAAAUAUGAACAGCAUCCCAAUACUCAUAGUAUACAUGAAGACGACGUAGAUGAAAACAAUAGUGACAAUAGUGACGAAUGGGAGGAAGUUGAUUUGUCGCAAUAUAGCAAUAUUACAUCGGAUUUAUCUGAUUUGCAAGUUAGUUCAAUUCCGAAUGAGACAAUUGAAAUCAUCUUCAAAGCUCCCAAGAUUGAAUACAAACCAAAGGGGAUCACUAAAAUAGAAAGAGCCAUACGACAAAAUAUUCAUAAAACUCAUUUGCUAACACUUCUUACUCAUGGUAUAAUUAGAAAUCAAUGGUGUAAUGACGAUUUAAUAAAGGCUAUAGCUUGUUCAUUAAUUGAACGUGAUAUGUUAGCUCUUUUUGAUCAAGUUUUACAUUCUAGAGGGAGAUUUACGCUAAUUACAGCAUUAGAAGAGUUGGUUAGAUGGUGGAAAUCAUAUUUUAAAAUCACGAAACCUGGAAUCCGUUCAUGGGAUUGUCAUAACGUUGGAAAUAAUGGUAAUAAUAAGAUUGAUGAAUCAUUUUAUGAAUAUCACCCUUCAAUCGAUUCUUUUCGCAAAAGCCUUCAAGACGGUAACGGAAGUUGCGAUACAUCCGUACAAUUAUUUGUUGCUUUAUUAAGGUCUUUGGGAAUUCCUGCUCGUUUGGUGUUUUCUUUACAAGUUGUCACAUUCAAGGUUACGCGAGUGAAUGAUUCAUCUCAAAAAAAUACUGAAAAAAAUACUGAAAAAGAUACUGAAAAAUCAAAGAAAAAAGAUGUGCAUGAUGAUAAUAAUGUUCAGAGAAUACUCGGUCUUGGAAAAUUCAAAAUGUCUCAUAGAGUUAAAAAUAAUGAUGAUAAACAGAAAAUCAAUCCAGAUGAUGAUUAUGUUCCUACUGUUAAAAAGAGGCCCGCUGUUCGUUCUCGCAGAUCACAGAGCACCUCUAACAAUAUACCAACGAAAUUAUCUAGUCGCUAUGUAUUUGAUCCUGAUUCUACUCCAAUUUUCUGGUGCGAAGUAUAUUACGCGACUCAAAAAAAAUGGAUAUGCGUUGAUCCGAUUCGCGCUCGAGUUAAUGCUCCAAAAUCACUGGAACCUCCUUCAACUGAAAAAGAUAAUGUUAUGGCAUAUGUUGUUGCUUACGAAGAAGAUGGUUAUUUAAAGGAUGUUACUCGUCGAUAUGCGACACAAUGGGGUGCUCGAACGCGUAAGUUACGCAUACCUGGCAAAGACGGGCAAAAUUGGUGGGAUGAAACAUUGGUGUAUUUUGCUCGUCCGUGUGAGAGGGAGCAAGAUAAAAUUGAAGACUCUAGUUUACAUAGCAUGGAAAUCUCUGAACGUAUUCCUACAACUAUUAGUCAUUUUCUUAAUCAUCCGCUAUAUGCUCUCGAGCGUCAUUUAAAGAAAUUUGAAAUUAUUUUCCCAACAACACCAAUUAUCGGACAUAUCAAAGGCGAACCAAUCUAUCCGCGAAAGAAUGUCAAGCAGUUACAUACUGUUGAAACAUGGUUGAGAGAAGGUCGUCAAGAAGGGCAACAACCGGUUAAAUAUGUGAAAUCCCGUGUAUUUACUUUGGCGAAACGUCGAGCAGCAAAUAUGGCAGAUUUAUUUAAUCAGGAACCUCCGGAAUCAGCUCUUUACGUUCCGAAAAAUCAGUUUGGGAAUGUUAAUAUGUUUAAACCAAGCAUGUGUCCUCUUGGUGGUGUCCAUAUUCCUAUAAACGGUAUAGGAAAAAUCGCAAAAAAACUUGGUAUUGAUUAUGGCGAUGCUGUGGUUGGCUUUGAUUUCCAAGCACGUCGAUGUAUACCUGUUGUAAAUGGAAUUGUUGUUCCUGAGGAACAUAGUGAAAUAUUAAUUGAGGCAUGGAGGGAACAUUCAGAGAGCGUAGCAGCAGCAAACGAAGCAAAAAGGCAAAAAGAAGUAUUAGCUCGAUGGAGAAAAUUAAUAACUAGAUUACAAAUACGACAAAGAUUACAAGAAGCAUAUGGAAAAGAGGAAAUUUUAGUUGAAGAAGAUGAAGAUGAAGAAAAUGAGUUGUACCAUGGAGACACGGACGAAGAAAAAGAAUCUAGUCAUAGUGUUGAUAAUUUUGUCACUAAUUUUAAUAAUAACGAUGAAGAAUCUUCUAGUUCAGAAAAUGAUUUAGACGAAACCUAUACUAACAAUAAUUCGAAUAAUGAUAAUGUCGCUACAAAUUUAAAUGAUCAUGAUACAGAGCGCGAUUCAGAUGUAAUAAUGGACACUAACGAUGAUAAUAAUAGUAGUUACAAUGACACUGAAGGAGGGUUUAUAUUCGAAGAGAGUGAGGGUGACAUUUUAACCGAAUGUACAAAAUUUAAAGAGGAUAACAUAAAUAUGGAAGAAAUCAGCAAUGAUUAUACUCAUUACGAUACACAAGGUGGAUUUUUGCUUGAAUAA
This is a messenger RNA of Dentiscutata erythropus, 2835 nucleotides long. NCBI's taxonomy places the organism in Eukaryota, Fungi, Glomeromycota, Glomeromycetes, Diversisporales, Gigasporaceae. The record is from the annotation of a GenBank genome assembly.